AUGAAUUUCAUAUUACAACAAAUUAGAAGAAUUUUUAAACUCUUCAUUUUAAACUCAUUAGAUUCUCUGUAUUAACUUGACUCCGAUGAAGAAACUCUCAGAUUCUUAAAGGGUCUCCAAGUCUUCGGAACAUCGGGCUUAGGUUCUGCUUUAGCAAAUUGCACUAAUCUCUCAAAUUUGUUACUUUAUCUAGAGUAAAUUCGGUUUAUUUGUUUUGUAUUGUGGUAUUUUUAGUUAUAAAAAAAUGAAUUUAAAAUAAUUUAACUUUUUUAAUUUGUUUAUUAGUUUUUAUUUGAUUCACUUUUCCUUUUUUUAUUUUACUUGUGUUAUUUUUUUCUUCUAUCUUUCUUAAUUAAAAUUAUUUUUUAUUUCCAACACUUCCUUUUAUUAUUUUUAUUUUCUUUCUUAUUAUUUAAUAUUUUUAUUCAUUUUUUACUUCUAAAUAAUUAACUAAUUAAAUAUUUUUUCUUCAAUAUUUAAAAAGAUUCAAUAAAAUAGGUGCAAUAGGUGCAUCAGAAUUAGAUUCUGGUUUAUCAAAUUGCACUAAUCUCUUAAAUUUAUUACUUGAUCUUAGCUCAUUUAAUUUGUUUAUUAACUUUUUAUUUGAUUUAAUUUUCAGUUUCUAUUUUAUUUUACCUUCUUCUUCUUCUUCUUUCUAUCUAUCUAUCUAUCUAUCUAUCUAUCUAUCUAUCUAUCUUAAUUUAAUUUAUUUUUUUAAUUUUCAAUAUUUUCUUUUAUUAUUUUUAUUUUCAUAUCUUAUACAAUUUAAUUGGUGAUUAAGGUGUAUCAAGCUUAAUUUCUGCUUUAGCAAAUUGCACUAAUCUCUCAAAUUUGACACUUGAUCUUAUCAACAAUGAAAUUGGUGCAUUAGGUGCAUCAGGCUUAGGUUCUGCUUUAGUAAAUUGCUCUCAUCUCUAAAAUUUGACACUUUAUCUUGGAUAGAAUUUAAUUGAUGAUUAAGAUGCAUCAGACUUAGGUUCUGCUUUAGUAAAUCACCCUAAUCUCUUAAAAUUGAGAAUUUAUCUUGAUAAUAAGUAAAUCGAAUAAUUAUUAGAUAUGAAAUUAAAAAAAAAGUGUCUUUAAUCAAAAAGAUUAGUUUUCUUUAAAAUAUAAAUGCUAUUAUGA
This is a messenger RNA of Tetrahymena thermophila SB210, 1125 nucleotides long. Its product is annotated as transmembrane protein, putative. The record is from RefSeq and is a predicted model, not a curated record. The transcript has 9 exons. Lineage: Eukaryota; Ciliophora; Oligohymenophorea; Hymenostomatida; Tetrahymenidae.